UUUGCACCUGUUUUAUUUACGUUACGGUUUUAUUUUAGAACCGAUGGCAAAAUUGCAUAGAUGUUGAAGAUUAUAAAACGUAAGGUCUGCCACAAAACAACUUCUUGUAACCCCUUUUUGAUCAAACGUUGUAGUUCUUCUGAUGAUUACAUAAGACGAGAGGAAGUGACAUCCGGGCUCGGAGGUGCAGGUAUGCAGGUGUAGUCGGAGGGCGGAGUUAUUCUCCCUCAUAACCGAACAUUUCAACCUUUGCAAGUUUCGUUAGCAGCCGGGCAUGGCCACCGAUCUCAGCGAGGACUCGGUGCUCCUCUUCCUCAGGAGCAGCGGUGGCACGGUGAAGAACGCGGAGCUGCUGGCCCACUUCAGGCCCUUCCUCCGGGACCACGACGACCGACUGCGACACCGAGACAACUUCAAAAAGUUUGUUAACUCCGUCGCCACCGUCAAGCAAGUGGAGGGAGUUUCCUAUGUUGUCCUCCGGAGGAAGUUCAGGGCUCCGAGGGAUGCUGUAAACCCGUCUAACAGGGACCCCUCGUCUAGGACCCCCGAUGGGUUGAAGGCGAGCGACCCCGGGGCCAGCUCGAGGAGCCGCUCCCCUGCUCACCGAACCCCAGGCAAGACGUUACGGCCGCCGGCCCCGGUGCUGCCUUCCCCAGAUGAGCCGAGACUAACAACGACUCCCAAGGGAGACCCGGUAAAGGCAGCAGAAAGCCAGAUACUCGUCUCUGCUGGAAUAAUACUCAACAACAACAACGACGUGGAGACCAACUUUAAUCUGGUGCAGAAACCGCUCCUGUCCUCCAUCCCCGACGUGCCCCAGCCUGCAGCCUGUCGCCUGGCGCCAGGUCGAGAGGAACCGGUUCGCCACCUGACCCAGGCAGGGGCUCCUCCCGGGAACACAGCCCCCACACACCCGCUCAGGAUCCCGGCCACAUGGCCACACAAGCCGGUAGACCCCAGAGUUGAAAACCACCCAGCUUCGACGGUGGUCCAAAGUGUUGUAGAAACGAGACCUCGACACGAUUUAGAGGAAUAUCACCUGCAGGGAAAACCGUCUUCUAUUCUUCAUCGGCACGAAGGUCUUCAUCACAAUCAGCACGAAGGUCUUCAUCACAAUCAGCACGAAGUUCUUCAUCACAACACGAAUCUUAAAGUGAGAGCGCGCGGUGCCCGAUACAGAAAAAGCUACAAAUCCGCAGUCUCUCAGGAUGGGGAUGAUGAGGAGGAGGAGGAGGAGGAGGAGGAGGAGGAAGAAGAGGAGGAGGAGUUGACGGAGGUGAAUCCGAGGAGAGCAGAUUCAGCAGGAGGAGAAAUUCCCCUUAUUCUGCCUCAAGACAACAGGAGAACCAUCCUCUCCUCUCACCCCCCAACGCUCCCCUCUCUCCCCCCUGCCCUCACCCCUUCCCUCCCCUACUCUCUCCCGCCUUCCCUCCCCUCCGCUCAGCCCCCAACGCUCCCCUCCCUCAGUCCUUCCCUCACCCCUUCCCUCCCCUCCUCUCAGCCUCCCAACCUGCCCUCCCUCUCUUCCUCCACCAUCUCCCCCUUCCUCUCCCCUUCUCCUCCUCCUCCGUCCCAGACCCCCAGGAGGUUCUCCGGAUCCCCGGGCUCUGGGUCCGACUCUGUCCCCACCAUCCACGUCCAGGAGGUGGGGGAGCCGGGUCCGGGCUGGGGGUCUGGUGCUGGGACCCCUGGGGGGGGUCCAUGGGAGUCCGGUGGGGGGACGGCGAGGCGGUCCGGCCGCCGUGGCCCAGGAGGGGCCCUGGGAGCGGGGCUUUCCUCCAGCCAGGACAGCCUCCUCCUCCUGCCCUCCUCGUCCUCCUGCAGCGACUGGCUCUCCCCGCUGUCCUCCAGCUCCCCCUCAGGAGCGGAGUGGAGCAGCAGCCACGAGGAGCUGGGCGCCCGCCACGGUGACGCGGGGGCCAAGGUGGCCCACGUCAACAGACUCCUGUCUCUGAUGCAUCGGUCGGAGCAGAAGACGACCACCCCCUGGCACCACUCCACGGGCCACCUCCUGGAGGAGGACCCGGGCUCCUCCUGGCGCCGCUCCACAGGUAAUCUCCUCGACAGCCAGGAGGACGCAGAGUCGAGUGCGGGCUCCGCCUCUCCCCCGUUGCUACGGAAACGUCCCGGGGUCGCCAGGCGGGUCAGCAGCCGUCUGCGGAGCAGGAACUGUAUGAGCCUGGGGGCGGGGCUGGACCUCCCCUUCCCCGGGGAGGAGGAGGAGGUGCAGGGCCUGGGGGGAGGAGGAAGAGGAGCGUUGGCGGCGUCCCGGCAGAAACGCCUCCAGCUCCUCUCCUCCUCCCUCAGCCUGGGCCACAACCUGUCCACCUCCUCGCUGUCCUCCCCGGGCUCCACGCCGCCGCGCUGCCCCAGUGUGGGGGAGCUGGCUGAGGGCACGGAGCAGGGCCGAGGAGGAGGGGCAGGGAGGGGGACGGAUGGACCGCACAACUCCUCCUAUUGGCAUCGCCAGGUCCCUCUGGAGUCCCGGGAGCACUCCUGGCUGGUGCAGGGUGCGGCGGGGGAGUGGCCUGACGUCUACUCUCUGUUCAGAGACGACCCCUCUCUGCUCCAGCGGCCCGACUUCAUCUCGGGCUUCACCGUCCUCCACUGGAUCGCCAAGCAUGGAGACCACAGGGUCCUCAACACGCUGUGGUACGGGGUGCUGAAGGCGGGCGUCACCCUGGAGGUCAACGUGAGGUCGUGGAGCGGCCUCACCCCGCUCCACCUGGCCGCCAUGCACGGACACAAGAAGAUGCUCCGCCUCCUGGUGCACAAGUUCCACGCCGACACGCGGAUCCGCGACGCCGCCGGGAAGAGGGCCUGGCAGUACCUGGAGGCCCCGCCCCCCGCGGACCUGCUGCACCUCCUGGGGGCCCCGCGGGGGGCCGGGGGGCUGGCCCCGCAGGGGGCGGGGGGGCGGGGCACUCUGCACCACCACGCCUCCUGCUCCUCCGCCGACCGACCUCAGAGACGACCUCUGACCACCGGCUCCACCGGGGUCAAGAGGUCAACGUCGAUUGCAGCGUUCCUCAAACACAAGACGCUGCUUCGCUUCAGAGAGCUCUCAGACGUGUGUGUCUAGCUGCGGGGGAGGAGGGGGAGGUGGACCAAAGAGCUAAAUGUAGUAUAAUGACGUUGAGGGCACCUUGUGGUAUUAUCACGCUCACUGUUCCUAACUUCUGGUUAAAGGUGAUGUUAAUUAUUGAAAUGUUUGCACAUAGAAAAGACAUGUUUCACUAGUGUGUAUUAAUUCCGGCAUUUGUGCCAGUCAACAGGAGACCUUAAGAAUAAUAAAAACAUGAAUGCAGAUGAACAUCUUUUUAUAAAACAAAAGCGCCCUAAACAGAGUGAGACUGAUCUGUGAUCAGUACAGCGACGUAUCAGGUUAAGGAGCACAAGGUACAGACUAGAGAUCUUCUUCCACUGGUGGGUUUUAUCACUCCGGUUGGGUUUGAUCAGGUUGAUGGCUCAGCGGUUCCUUCUGGUGUGGGAGAGGAGUCGCUCAUGCUCGUUAAAUGUACCUAUGUCGGUUUGAACACUGCAACCGUGCCUUAUGUCUAUAUUCUUAGAUCUUCUAUAUGUUUUGCCCCUUUAUAUUUCUUUAAUUGUUGUAUUUCUGAAUUGUAUUUGAUUGCUGUCAUGUAUUUUCUGUGGUGAUUCCCUGUGGUGAUUAUCUUGUCUGAGAAAAAUAAAGCACUUUUUUCAUCUUGUCUGUGAUGGAUAAAGAACAUUUGAUCUUAUCUGGGAUUAAUAAAGUACAUAUUUUA
Messenger RNA from Gadus morhua (Atlantic cod), 3767 nucleotides. It is a transcript of the gene sowahb, whose product is annotated as sosondowah ankyrin repeat domain family member B. Gene Ontology annotation, molecular function: protein binding. Bases 275 to 3082 code for a protein of 935 amino acids. The transcript is spliced from 6 exons. Lineage: Eukaryota; Metazoa; Chordata; Actinopteri; Gadiformes; Gadidae. The record is from RefSeq and is a predicted model, not a curated record.